This is a messenger RNA of Anthonomus grandis grandis, 2032 nucleotides long. RefSeq names its product inhibitory POU protein (gene acj6). Gene Ontology annotation, molecular function: DNA-binding transcription factor activity, RNA polymerase II-specific; RNA polymerase II cis-regulatory region sequence-specific DNA binding. The transcript is spliced from 8 exons. Gene Ontology annotation, biological process: regulation of transcription by RNA polymerase II. The record is from RefSeq and is a predicted model, not a curated record. Lineage: Eukaryota; Metazoa; Arthropoda; Insecta; Coleoptera; Curculionidae. Bases 227 to 1381 code for a protein of 384 amino acids.
AUUCAAACUUUAACUCAUUAUUCCCGAUAUAUUUCCGGCGUAUAGAGACUGAAAUUAUUAUGACGCACACGGUGUUGUCUGAUUAAGUGAACUAAAGUGUCCGAUGUGAACUGCUUAAGUGUCUGUCCCCCAUUUAAAAUGGUUUAAUAAAUAUCGAACUGCCCUGAAAGUCUGUUGAGAAUUCGAUUUUGGUCGAUUUGAAAUUAUCUGUAGAGACUUACCUAAAAUGUACUCGCCUGAUAAAAUGAUGGGAGUUAAGGGUCCUACGGGACUUCAUGGGCCUAUUACGUCAUCGGGGGCUUGUUUCGCUGGGAGGUACUCGCCUACUUAUAGAAGUCCGGAUCCUAUGUCUAGGAGGUGUAUGCCCAAUCCGUCGAGCCGAAUAUUAGAAGAUGCGUCAAUAAUGUGCAAUUCGUGGUCUCCCAGGCAUAAUGGUGACAUUUUCUCCGGACUGAACGAUGGACUGAUUAGUAGGGCGGAGGCGCUGGCGGCAGUGGACAUUAAGCAUCAAGGGUCGGGUGGUCCCGGUGGACUACCCCAACUAAAACACGACAUGAUGUACCAUCAUAGUAUGACCGCUCCACCACCAAAUUAUGACAGACCCUACAGCCCGUUUUUCAUAAGAAUGGGUCACAUGGACGGCCUGGAAAUGCUCGACCCCAUUACGUCAUCCUCGAUGACCACCUUAACUCCCAUGUCAGAAACCCCAUCGCACAUGCACUCCGCAUAUGGAACCAACCACUUUAUGAACCAUCACCACCAUGGGGGACCACUGAGUGGCCACGGAGCACCUGGUCAUCAUCCAGGUCAUGGGGGUCAUCCGGGAGCCCAUCAUCCGUCAGCCAUGGCAGCUGCGGCUGCGGCUGCAGCUGUAGCUGGUCUACAUCCGGAUGCUGAUACUGACCCCAGAGAGCUGGAAGCUUUUGCUGAAAGAUUCAAACAGCGCCGCAUCAAACUGGGCGUGACCCAAGCGGACGUCGGCAAAGCGCUGGCGAAUCUCAAACUACCCGGCGUAGGCGCUCUCUCUCAAUCGACCAUAUGCCGUUUCGAGUCUCUCACUCUCUCCCACAACAACAUGAUCGCCCUCAAACCGAUUCUACAAGCGUGGCUCGAGGAGGCCGAGGCCCAAGCGAAGAAUAAACGGCGCGAUCCGGACGCGCCGAGCGUUUUACCCGCGGGCGAGAAAAAACGCAAAAGGACUUCGAUCGCGGCACCGGAGAAACGCAGCCUGGAGGCGUAUUUCGCGGUGCAACCGCGUCCGAGCGGCGAGAAAAUCGCCGCGAUCGCCGAAAAGUUGGAUUUGAAAAAGAAUGUGGUGCGCGUGUGGUUUUGCAAUCAGCGACAGAAGCAGAAGAGGAUGAAGUUCGCGGCGCAGCACUGACCAGAAGUUAAUUUCGGGUUUUAGAUUUAAGUUCAGCUGGUAAGGGUUGAAAUGAUUGGAUUUUUUUUUAUUAGACAUCCUUUACAGGGUGUUACAAAAUUAUGUGCAAAUAUUUUAAGAGCGUAUUGUUGGAAUCAAAAUAAUGCUUUUUUUUCCCUAUCAACAUGUAUCCUAAAAUACAUCCCUCAGAGCUACACCCCGCGCAAAUUGCUUGAAGAAAAUCGAUUAUUUGGAACCGCGACUACAGUUAACAACAAAUGUCCAGAAAAUUUGCAAGUCGCCGUUUUUUAGUGCGCUUUUCAUUUUCCGUGAUAAAAAUGGUGUAUAUACAAUUUUAGGGGUAGAUUCAGCGAGGCUUACACUUCUGAUAGCCCCUAUCUUAUGUUUGCAAUAAUAAAUUUAAAAAUCUAGCAACAUCAUCUUCCCAAUUAGCUAUUUUUCGACGCUACAACGUUGCAAAUUGCAACGUAACGUUGCAUUGUUACGUUGUCUUAACCGUAGAGACAACAUCGUUUUACAUCAAUUUGAAAGAGAUUUUUUUUGGUUGUCUCAACGCUACGCAGUGACUACCCGUUAACUUUCUAAAAGCUUUUGCAACGUUUUUAGAGUUACUGAUUUUUGGACGGAUGGACGCCAUAACGACAGAAAAAU